This is a messenger RNA of Ostrinia nubilalis (European corn borer), 6185 nucleotides long. RefSeq names its product UDP-N-acetylglucosamine--peptide N-acetylglucosaminyltransferase 110 kDa subunit (gene sxc). The transcript has 10 exons. The coding region runs from base 131 to 3334 and encodes 1067 amino acids. Gene Ontology annotation, biological process: protein O-linked glycosylation. NCBI's taxonomy places the organism in Eukaryota, Metazoa, Arthropoda, Insecta, Lepidoptera, Crambidae. Gene Ontology annotation, molecular function: protein O-acetylglucosaminyltransferase activity; protein binding. The record is from RefSeq and is a predicted model, not a curated record.
UAUCUGCCGCGUCGUGCGAUUGGUUUCUGGAAAUUCGAUGCAGUGGCGAAAUUCGUCAUGGAGAAAUAAUUUUAGACCUCAAUCAAGUAUUGUUGACUCAAGGGACUAACUUUAAGUGUGUGUGAGUUUUAUGCAGACUGUUAACCGUGAAUUGAAUAUGAUAACUAAAAUGCAACCUCAAGCGAAUGUUGCCGUGCCACAAUCUGUCACAACGCAGCCCCAACAAAUAGUCGGUGUUCCAGCGAAUGCCGUGAUCCUGAAAAUGUCGGAUAUUCAGCAAAUAUCUACAGUGGGACUAUUGGAACUGGCACAUCGUGAGUACCAAGCGGGAGAUUAUGAAAGCGCAGAACUGCAUUGCAUGCAGCUAUGGCGUCAGGAUGGCACGAACACUGGUGUUCUCCUUCUGCUGUCUUCCAUCCACUUCCAGUGUCGCCGGCUGGACAAGUCUGCGCACUUCUCCACACUGGCUAUCAAACAGAAUCCUUUACUUGCAGAAGCUUACAGUAACCUAGGCAAUGUGUACAAAGAGAGAGGACAACUCCAAGAGGCAUUGGAGAACUACAGGCACGCGGUGAGGCUAAAGCCUGACUUCAUUGAUGGGUACAUCAACCUGGCCGCGGCCCUUGUGGCUGCCGGGGACAUGGAACAGGCCGUCCAAGCUUACGUCACUGCAUUACAGUAUAACCCUGACCUUUACUGCGUUAGGAGCGACUUGGGCAAUUUGCUCAAGGCUCUCGGCCGCCUGGACGAGGCUAAGGCUUGUUACUUGAAAGCCAUAGAAACGAGGCCAGACUUUGCAGUCGCAUGGAGUAACUUGGGAUGCGUGUUUAACGCACAAAGUGAGAUCUGGUUGGCAAUACACCACUUUGAAAAAGCAGUGGCCUUGGACCCUAAUUUCUUGGAUGCUUACAUCAACUUGGGAAACGUUCUCAAGGAGGCGAGAAUAUUUGACAGGGCUGUAGCGGCUUACUUACGCGCUCUAAAUCUAUCGCCUAAUAACGCCGUCGUCCACGGCAAUCUGGCGUGCGUAUACUAUGAACAAGGACUGAUUGACUUGGCUAUCGACACAUACAGGCGGGCCAUAGAACUGCAACCCAACUUCCCUGACGCGUAUUGUAACUUGGCAAAUGCCCUAAAAGAGAAAGGCCAAGUGGCUGAUGCGGAGGAGUGCUACAAUACAGCUCUACGACUAUGCCCCUCCCACGCAGAUUCGCUCAAUAACUUGGCCAAUAUCAAACGCGAGCAAGGUUUUAUCGAAGAAGCGACGCGGCUGUAUCUGAAAGCACUAGAAGUGUUCCCAGAAUUCGCUGCUGCUCACAGCAACUUAGCCUCUGUACUGCAACAGCAAGGCAAGCUCAAUGAAGCUCUCAUGCAUUACAAGGAGGCGAUCCGGAUUCAACCGACUUUCGCCGAUGCCUACAGCAACAUGGGCAAUACCCUCAAGGAAAUGCAAGACGUGGCUGGUGCCUUACAGUGCUACACUAGAGCCAUUCAAAUUAACCCUGCGUUCGCCGACGCUCACAGCAACCUGGCUAGCAUCCACAAAGACUCGGGCAAUAUCCCCGAGGCUAUACAGUCAUAUAGAACGGCACUGAAGCUCAAGCCAGAUUUCCCUGAUGCAUAUUGCAACCUGGCCCACUGUCUUCAGAUUGUGUGCGACUGGACGGACUACGAAGCGCGCAUGAAGAAGUUGGUCAGUAUUGUCGCCGAACAACUCGAAAAGAAUAGGCUCCCGUCGGUUCAUCCGCAUCACUCGAUGCUUUAUCCGUUGACGCACGACUUCAGGAAAGCGAUCGCGGCUCGCCACGCUAACUUGUGUUUGGAAAAAGUCCAGGUUCUCCACAAGCCACCUUACAAGUUCCCACGCGAGUUACAAGGCCGACUCCGCAUCGGCUACGUGAGCAGUGACUUCGGGAACCACCCGACUUCUCAUUUGAUGCAAUCGGUACCUGGACUUCACGAUCGUACUAAGGUUGAAAUCUUCUGCUAUGCUCUAAGCCCAGAUGAUGGCACGACCUUCCGCUCCAAGAUCGCUAGGGAAGCGGAGAACUUCAUUGAUCUCUCCCAAAUGCCGUGCAACGGGAAAGCCGCUGACAAAAUAUAUGGUGACGGUAUUCACAUUCUUGUCAACAUGAAUGGUUACACGAAAGGCGCGAGGAAUGAAAUAUUCGCGUUGAGGCCAGCACCAGUUCAGGUCAUGUGGCUGGGCUACCCUGGAACGAGUGGCGCGAGUUAUAUGGACUAUUUGGUCACAGAUGCAGUCACAUCCCCAGUAGAACUGGCCAGUCAAUACAGCGAGAAGUUAGCUUACAUGCCGCAAACAUACUUCGUUGGUGACCACAAGCAAAUGUUCCCGCACUUGCAGGAGCGCCUUAUUCUGAGCGACAAAGUGAAGUCUCAUAACAGCUUGGGCAUUGUAGCCGACAAUGUAGCGGUAAUAAACGCUACUGACCUCUCGCCGUUGGUGGAAACUACGGAUAUCAAAGAAAUCAAGGAAGUGGUCAGGGCAGCAAGGCCUGUGGAAAUUUCACUGAAAGUGGCGGAAUUGCCUACUACUACUCCAAUCGAAACUAUGAUCGCUUCGGGACAAGUUCAGACAUCAGUCAACGGCGUAAUCCUCCAAAACGGCCUAGCAACGACUCAGACCAACAACAAAGCGGCGACAGGCGAGGAAGUGCCACAGUCUAUCGUUAUCACGACGCGGCAGCAAUACGGCUUACCAGACGAGGCUGUAGUGUACUGCAACUUCAACCAGCUGUACAAGAUCGAUCCGCUGACGCUGCAUAUGUGGGUGUACAUUCUGAAGCACGUGCCUAACAGUGUACUGUGGCUGUUAAGAUUCCCAGCCGUGGGCGAGCCGAAUCUACAAGCCACUGCGCAGCAACUGGGUCUCCCGCCCGGCCGAAUAAUCUUCUCCAACGUAGCAGCGAAGGAGGAGCACGUGCGACGCGGUCAACUAGCGGACGUGUGCCUCGACACGCCGCUGUGUAAUGGACAUACCACCAGCAUGGACAUAUUGUGGACUGGCACGCCUGUUGUCACGCUGCCUGGCGAGACGCUAGCCUCCAGAGUGGCAGCUUCACAACUUAACACACUUGGAUGCCCCGAGCUGAUUGCGAGGACAAGACAAGAAUAUCAAGACAUAGCUGUAAGACUAGGAACUGAUAGGGAAUAUUUAAAAGCGAUCCGCGCGAAAGUGUGGACGGCCCGGACGGAGAGCCCAUUGUUCGACUGCAAGGCGUACGCGACCGGCCUGGAAAUGCUAUACUCGCGCAUGUGGCAGCGGUUCGCGCGAGGCGACCGCCCCGACCACAUACAGGCCGCGGACAAAUAGGCGAGCGCGCCCGCCAACUCCGCCAAGAAGCGACGCUGGUGCUAAGCGGACACAGACCUGAUCAGUACGUUUGUUUCGUGGUAGUGGCUAUACUAAGACUCGUGUACACAUCAGACUAAAUUUUAGUGCUAAAAUCGCUCUUAUUACUUACAGGGCAGAUAUGUACCAUCUUAGACUGCAUCUCACUUAACACCAGGUGCGAUUGCGGUCAAAUACCUGCCUUGGCUAGCAUAAAAAAAAAAAAAAAAAAGUAAAUAAGAUGCCGCAGUGGUUAGUUUGAUGCCGUCGUCUGAACUAUAAUGUGUCAGUAUGCGCAUGAGUUUGUCUUGUUGAUGACUACGUAAUUCCAUGAGAAAUACGCAAUUGAUGUUUAUAGCUUUGUCAAUGGAGACGAGCGCUGAGACACGUGGGUAGCGAAGGGACACGUCCCUAUUUUAUACCCAUAUAAAUUUAACUCUUGCGCAUAUUUUAUAAUGAUACAGUGGUUUAAAGUCCACCACACUUCCAUUUGCACUGUAGUCUUGUCACUUAUACUGUGCUGGUCCAUUAGAAUGACAGCAGAAACGACCAGAUUUUUGUGUAACAAAAUUGUUUAUUUGCUAUUUAUAAACUGAUCAGGUCUGAUGUUAUUGCUUAACAGAGUGACUGUGAACAAAAUGACUCUUGAACAAAGUGAUAAGUGAGGAUCGUGCAGAAAAGAAGGCAGAACUGAAGGACAUUUUGUAGUGUUAGCAUUAACAUUUUAAGCAAUAUCUAAAAUUGGAAGCCACAGGAUCAUCCACAAACAUGUCGUUUUGACAGUUUUCUAGUCAAGGGCCAACAAAUAGGUUUCAAGCCUAUUGAUCUAAAAUAUUUGCCCCAUUGUGUAGUGAUCUUUUGCUAAUUGCAAGUAGAAAACUUUUUUACUUUUGUGUCAAUAUGUAACCAUUAGAGUAAAGAGUUGUGGCCUUGCUGUGCUUACUUAAUGUGUCGAAAAAUAGAAUUCACGAGUUUCCCAGUCAGAUACCAAAUCGAGACAAAAAUUCAAUGGGUUUAAAAUGAACUUUAGUAUGAAUACUAUGUGAAAUCUCUCUUGGUAGUUGAUAUUAAUGUGGCUGUGUGAAACUUUUAUGUAAAGUUAUUGCCAACAUAUAUUUUUCUAUUAACAUUAUUGAGUCAGCAGCACCAUUAUUGACUGCAUUUGUCCCACUUUGGCUGUUUACAAACUUUUGCUUAUACCAUUACCAUAAGUAUAUUGUAUUCAUAAGACACUAGGACAUCUUAGGCAACGUAGUAUUGUAAGUAAGUAUCAUCAACUACUAAGCAAUACCAUCGCAAUUGGGAUCUUGCUUUGAAUGAAAGGAAUUGAGAAUGUAUUUUGAAAGAUCUGUCUCUUUAUCUACUUGUGACGAAAUUCAAUUAACGUUAGGAAUAUCUAUAUUUUUUCUAUAGAAAAGUUUUACUUAAAACUUUAUUUUUAUAUUAUAUCGUGUGACUGCUUUUGUAGGUUUUAGCUGUGCGAUAUAACCAUGAAAUUGGAAGACAUGAUUUGUUAUUAACUAACAUAAAAUUAAAUAUAAUUUAUUUUUCUCUAUUUUUGAUUUAAUGUGCUGUUGUGUUAUGGAUUUUUUUUUAAAUCGUAUCAAACAUGUUGAUAACUUUUUAUGAAUGCUUAACUUUUCUCAUUUAGACAUGAUCGAGAGGAUUGUUGUAAGACGACUGUAAGCCUAGGCACAGAACACCGAUUUUUUGUCGGUCGAUAGUUCAGUCGGGCAGAUAAGUAUGGGAAUGCGUGGAAGUGCGCUCAUUACAACGAUUGAUUCAUACAAAUUAGAAUCGGGCCCAACUAUUGGCCGACUAAAAAUCGAUGGUCUGCGCCUACGCUUAGGUUUUGACACAUCACAUUAGACAAUAGACAACUGAGUUCCUUGAUGAUAAAGAUCAAAACUGUUUUAAUAUACAUUAACAGUUAUUUUAAAACACAAGUUGUAAAGAAUGUUUUGCAACCAUUCUCAGGCACUGAGCAAAGUUAUGAAUACAAGAAAUGUUUUUAAAACUGAUUGAAUGUUAUGAGUAGUAUAAUGAGAAAUAGCUAUUAACAAUAUUAAGUCCGCAACCGAUUAAGACUGAAUAUCGAGCACUGGAGCUGAGGCGGCGAAAUUAAUUUCAGUGGUUUUUGUUUGUGGGUGACGUAUAAGGGCUAUAUACUACGGUUAAGUAAUUAUUUGUGAUAGUGUGAUACGAAAAGGCUAUGCUGAUUAAAUUAAGACAGAUAUAGUUUUUUCUGAUAGUAUUAAUAUAGACGAUUUGAAUGCAUUAUGAUGUCCAAGAUAUACCCAUCGAUACUCGACCCAUCAAAGUCAUGUGUGUGAUUGAGUAUGAGAAAAUGUAUACAAUGGAGAAUUCAUCGAAUGGUGGUUUUUGUAGAUAGUACUUUAAAAAUAUUUAUGAUGGUUAUUUAUUACGACAUGAUGAAAUUACAGGAUAAACACACUAGCUUUGUUGAUUACAUAAUACUAGCAAUUGUUAAACGAAUACCAGAUUAAGCUUCAAAUGUUAUAAAGUAGAUAUCAUUAAAUUCUAAUGAAAUGUAAUAAAAUUACCUCAAGAAGAAAAGUAAGAAAACACGGGGAGCGUCUAAGAUACAUUUGACAUAAUUAACUAGAUAAAGUAAUACAUACACAUGUAUUAGACGACUGAUGUUUUCUUUUCUAAUCUAAGGAAUAGUACCAUUGUUAGAGACCUAAAUCAAUCAUUAGUGUAAGCUAUAAAAUCGUACCUAAGCGAUACCUCUUUCUUUUAUGAUUCAGUUGAUUUUAAAAUUGUAAAUAUGAAACUCUUUUUAACUCCAAAUAUAAUAAGUAUAAAAAUA